AUGAUUAUAGACUGUAGAGGUGACAAGAACAAUACCACUACAACUGCAUCAAUCAUCAAAGAUGGCGGAAGCAGCAACAACAAUGCCGCAUUAAAACCAUUGGAAAAUAAAAUACUCUCACAAACGCAAAUUCAAACAUCACCUAUGUUAUUAUCAUCAACAAUCAGCAGUCAUAAUGAACAACCGUAUUUAAAGUCAGCGCUAGCCGCUACCAACAACCACAAACCACAAUAUUCCUCACAAGUUCAAUUCACCAAUACUAUGACUAGUAAUUAUAAUAAUAAUAAUAAUAUUAAUCACACACUUGAUAAAAGUAAUGUUAAUCAGUAUAUGCAUAAUUAUAUUACUAGUAAUAAUAAUAAUAAUAAUAAUAAUAAUAAUAAUAAUAAUAAUAAUAAUUACUGUAAUAAUGACAGACUAAAUUUAAACAAUCCUUCCUAUCCAAUAAGAAACAUCAUAUCAACUAGGAAUAUUACCGAUAGGAAUGAAACUAAUAAUAAUAAUAAUAAUAAGCUCAAUACUCGUAAUCAACAUUCAUUAAUACCUGUAUUUCAAAAGAAUUCAAUUGGAGCGAUUGCUUCAAUAACAAUGAAUAGUACUACUAUGGCGACUGUGACUACAACGACUACCACGACGACUAACCCUACAGUGUCUAGUUGUUGUUUAUUGAAAGAAAAUUAUUUAAGUUUGAAUUCAGAUGAAUAUAAAAUAAACAGUGAAAUUACUACAAGUUACGAAAAAACUGAUAUCACACAUAAAUAUUUAAACAAUGCUAAAAGUGCAUCUGCAUCAGAUUUAAGUCAUUCUGGAGAAAAAAUCAAUUCGAAAACUUUACUUAAUCUUUCUCUUCUCAAACCAACAACAACAACUGAACGAUCAUCUUCAUCAUCAUCAUCAUUAAUGUUGAAUAAAUCAUCUGUUGCUGCCUUGACGAAUACCAAUAAUAAUAACAAUACAGAAUCAAAUUCUUUCACUGAUUUAUCAAAUAUAUCGGAUAAUUUAAAGAAUCCCAUUUGUCGACAUCCGAAAAUAACAAUCAUACGUGAAGAUAAUCAUAGUAAGAAUGUUAAUAAUAAUAAGAAGAAUAACGAUAGUAAAGCGAAAACUCAUUCCUAUCCAAAAUUACCAACAACCAAUCAUCAAUCGAAUCAUAGUCGGAAGGAGACACAAUCAUCCACAUUAUCCUACAAUAAUAGUAAUAAUAAUAAUAAUAACCGGUUACAUAGUAUCCAUCAUCAUAGUCAAUCAUCGUUGUCAAAUGAUGAUAAGGGCAAAAUCAAUUCGAUCACAUGGAAAAUACCUGCCAUUUCCACUAGAACAAUAGAACAUUAUAGUUCCAAUGAAGAGUUUGAAGUGGAUACUUCAACUUCCGAGAAACAAAUGCAUUCAACUACUACUACUGCUACUACUGGUGGUAGUUAUAGUAGUCAUCAGUUGAAUUCAAACAGAAUGAAUUCAUUAAAACAAUACAAUCAUUAUAAAUCUACACCGAAUAUUAUCAUUAAUAAUACAACAAUGAAAAAAGGCAAAACAUCAAAAUUGACAAAAAUUAAAGAACCAUAUGUUACACAUAUAGCUAGACCAUUGAAACCAGAAUUUUCAUAUACUACUACUAAUAAUAAUAAUAAUAGUAAUAUUCAUCAACUCAGUACAUUAAGUGAACAAGAUUUAUCAAUUAAAUCAGAGAAAUUAAUUGAUAGAGAAACUAAUCGACGACAUAGUGAAUUAGAUAAAUUAAAUCAAUUUCAAAAUGGUGAUGUUCAAUUGAAUUCAUUCAAUAAUAAUAAAUUAACCAAUCAAAUGAACAAAUCCAAUGGCAGCCAUAUUGAUUCACAAGAUAAUGUUCAAUUUUUUUCAACAUAUCGACAUAAUAGUUAUGAUCAGAAUUUACAUAAGAAAUCAGAUGAAAACCUUGUCAAUGGACAUUUUAUUCAACCAAUUAUUAUACAACGCAAACAAUAUACAUCAAAUCAUAUUGUGACAAAUAAAUCUUUAGAUAAUAAAAAGAAUUUUUCAUUAUUUUCUGAGAACAAUGAAAAUCAAUCAAUGAAUCAUUAUAAUCAUUUGAAAAAUUUUCAUUCCGAAUCUUCAUCGGAUCAUUUAAAUGGUCGGUUAAGUUAUCAUCCAUCGGAAGAAUCAUUGACUGGUGGACUGAAAUCAACAAUCAAUGGAUUUCACAAUCAUAACAAUAACAAUAGCAAUAAUAACAACAAGUCAACUCAUGAUUAUUCUGUCGAGACAAAAUGCAAUGGAAUUUAUCGUAAAAUUAUUAAUCAAAAACAAUCGAAUCGUAUCUUGCCUAGACGACCACGUUCUUUAAUACAAAAUGUUCCAUAUGAUGAGAAAACGAAUUUGCAUGAUUUGUGUAAAUCAUCCAAUCGAUUAUGUAAUCAUUGCAACAACAGCACUCAUCAUCAUCGCCUGAAUGAGCAUUCACAUAGUUAUAAUAGUAUAUAUGACAGUUACACUAAUGAUUCUGAUACGGACAUUGAUGAUGACGAUGAUGAUGAUCAGUUGGAUGUGAAUGAAUUAUGCAAUUGUAAGGAAUCGAUCGGUUACAGGCAUUCGGUCACACCGAGUGCAUUUCGAAAAUUCGAUUGUCCACAAACAUAUACUACUACUCAUAAUACUACUCAUCAUCAUUAUAGUAAUAUGAUGAUUAAUGAUGGUUACAAUUCCUUUGAUUAUCGAUGUAGUCAUGAUAUAGCCAAUCGUACACGAACAUGGACAAUUACAGAUGUGGAUACAAUGUAAGUAGUAUAAUGUGUUAUUUUACGUUUGAUGUUUUUAAUGUUAUGCUGAUGUUACGCACUGC
Messenger RNA from Schistosoma turkestanicum, 2815 nucleotides. The record is from the annotation of a GenBank genome assembly. NCBI's taxonomy places the organism in Eukaryota, Metazoa, Platyhelminthes, Trematoda, Strigeidida, Schistosomatidae.